Molecule: messenger RNA, 793 nt
Organism: Sceloporus undulatus (fence lizard)
Lineage: Eukaryota; Metazoa; Chordata; Lepidosauria; Squamata; Phrynosomatidae
Gene: TRDN
Product: triadin
Exons: 8
Coding region: 242-793 (183 amino acids)
Cellular component (GO): sarcoplasmic reticulum; membrane
Molecular function (GO): signaling receptor binding
Source: RefSeq, a predicted model, not a curated record
UAGCAUUGCCUUGGGAAAGGGGUUAGUAUCUUGGGAGGUGGGGAGGGCAGGCAGGACAAGGCUUUGCAGAGAAGAUAUCUCAACAGAAGAAAAGGCAAAAAAGACCCCCAAAGAAAGUCACAACUGUAGAGGACUUCCCAUCUUUUAAUUUGCUGCCUCCUGUACAAGCCAACACUGACCCUGUUAUAGUCUGCCAAUAUAUUUUGACCUUUUCACCAGAGGAUUUCUUACUGUCACCAUUAUGACUGAGAUUGCAACAGAAGGACCUGCAUCCACCACUACAGUGAUAGACAACAAAAAUGGAGCGGUCCCCAUCCCACACAUGAAGUUAUCCAAAAAGUCAGUAUCAGAAGACUUUGCAACGACAUUCAGCUCACCAGCAGCCUGGCUCCUUGUUGCUGCACUUAUUGUUACCUGGUCAGCUGUGGCUAUUGUCAUGUUUGACUUGGUGGAUUACAAAACCCUUGCAGGAGUACAUCAACUUGAUAUUGACAAAGAUGUGGGGAAAAGAGAGAUCCAUGGAGGUCAAUCUGUAAACAAGCUCACUACUGAUCCACUGAGACUCGUGCACGGUGCUGUGGAAGACACUACCAGUUGGGUUUAUGGUUUCCUUUCAUUAAUGUCAGACCUCAUAUUUGAAGAUGAAGAAGAGAGUGAAAAAGGUGAAGCAGAGCCUCCCUUGAAAGUAAAAGAAGAAGUCCAACCACCGGUCAAAAAGAAAGAGAUCCAGAUAGACAAGAUAGAAAAAGAAGAGAAAAUUGAAAAGAAGCCACCACCCAAAGCAUUUACUUGA